Messenger RNA from Oryza brachyantha (malo sina), 1146 nucleotides. RefSeq lists its product as uncharacterized. The transcript has a single exon. NCBI's taxonomy places the organism in Eukaryota, Viridiplantae, Streptophyta, Magnoliopsida, Poales, Poaceae. The record is from RefSeq and is a predicted model, not a curated record. Bases 39 to 623 code for a protein of 194 amino acids.
UUAGCACUAGAAAAUUCCAACGCUUUCGCCAACAUUCCAUGGGAUUGACGCUUUCCUGCAUCCACCGCCGGCAAGCGCACCAGCCGCCGCCGGCCAGGGUCGUCGGCGCCGACGGGUCGCUCAAGGAGCUCCCGGCGGUUUCCUCUCCCGCCGCCGUGCUCGGCGGCGCAGGAGACGCCUUCUUCGUGUGCAACUCCGACGCGCUCUACUUCAACGAGCGGCCGACGGCGCUGCCGCCCGGCGAGGCGCUCCGGCCCGGGCAGAUAUACUUCGUGCUCCCGGCGGCGAUGCUCGCGCAGCCGCUGUCCACCGCCGACAUGGCCGCGCUGGCGGUGCGCGCAAGCGCGGCUCUCGCGGCCGCCAAGGCGCCGCGCCGACGAGCUGGGCUGCGCGGCGGCGGCGGCGGCAAGAACAAGAAGAAGACGGUGCGCGUCGCGCCGCUGCGGGACGAGCAGCUCGACGGCGACGUGCUGCUCCACGAGAAGCUGAACGAGCGGACGCUGGGAGAGUUCCCGGCGUCGUGGAGCCCGCCAAAGAGCGGCGAGAAGCUCGCCGCGGCGGCGGCGGCGACGCGGGCGCGGCUGAAGCGGGCGCUGAGCAUCAUCCAAGAGGACGCCGAGUGAAGAUAGAUAAAGAUUCAAUUUUUACCAUUUCCUUUUAGGGGAAGCUUUUUUUUUUUGUUAGCACAAAGCUUAUAAGCUUAAUGUAAGCUUAAAGCUUUAAUUAAUUGAUUAAUUCUAGACUUAGAAAAAAUAACCAGGGUGAAAGAUUCACCGUAGUUCAAAAAACUACAAGAAUGUAAAAAAGAAAAAACACUAAUUUUGUGCAGUUUUUCUGGUGUACAAGAAAAUACUGCCGGUGAAAGUUCAUGCAUGAUUCAACGUCAUGUAUUGUUCAUAACCAUUCCGUAGUUGAGAAAACUACAAGAAUGUAAAGAAAAAUAUUUUGUACAAACCUUUUUCUGGUGUACAUUUCCAGACUCCGAUUACCAGUUAUGCAAAAAAAAAAAAGAGAAUUAAUUCAGGCUAUAUAUGUAGCACAGAACAAAAGCUACAUGUUACCAGUCAAUGGCAUUGUCCUCACGGUCACACUCGAGCUUUGUUCCAAUCGAAUCGUUCGGCCAAUGCUACGGCCGAUAAGCCAGAA